Phacochoerus africanus (Common warthog) is the source of this 729-nucleotide messenger RNA. RefSeq names its product glycosyl-phosphatidylinositol-anchored molecule-like protein. NCBI's taxonomy places the organism in Eukaryota, Metazoa, Chordata, Mammalia, Artiodactyla, Suidae. The transcript has 4 exons. The coding region runs from base 98 to 568 and encodes 156 amino acids. The record is from RefSeq and is a predicted model, not a curated record.
AGCUUUGGUCUUGGCUGCCAGCGUCUCUGCCGCCAGCCUGUCAUCCGUCCCCUUCCCGCCAGGCCUUGAGGCUGCUGAGGUUCAAGCCCCUCCAGAGAUGCUGCUCCCGCUUGCCUUCCUCCUGAUCACGGCCUGGCCCUGGGGCUUCAUUGACCGAGGAGACGCCUGGGCCUUUGACAUGAGAUGCCACGAGUGUGACACGAAGAACAGCUUCGCCUGUGAUCGCAUCGUGACUUGUCCUCAGGGAAUCAGGCGCUGCCUGACGCUCUCCAUUCGGUUGAGUACUCGGGAAAUAUACAUUUACAAGGGGUGCACACGCAACUGCACGUUCAUUUAUGCAUCUGAGCAGCCUCCUCCAGGCGAGAGAAAACCUCCCAGGAGCAACAGCUUAUACUUUGUUCAGUGCUGCAACACUAUAACUUGCAAUAACGGAGGACCUACUAAUCUUGAGAGGGACAUAACCCCUCCUCUGAUACUUGAGGAGGAGUUGGGAGGGACCGUGCGUUUGGGGGAGGCCACCCUUUUCCUGAGUUUGGCCUCCGUCCUAGUCAGCCACGCCCUGACAUGAGAAGCCCCCUCGGGAGGGUCCGAGCCUCUCCCCGUUUCCCAGAACGCCUUGGCUGUCCUGGCAUCUCUCGUGAGCCAGAGACACUGCGCCUCGGGGGCCCGCCGUGGGCGAGUUCCCCGUCUGGGGCUUCUUUCAAGGGGGAAAUAAAGAGCAUGGCCGUC